This is a messenger RNA of Entamoeba dispar SAW760, 342 nucleotides long. RefSeq lists its product as uncharacterized. Lineage: Eukaryota; Evosea; Mastigamoebida; Endamoebidae. Bases 1 to 342 code for a protein of 113 amino acids. The record is from RefSeq and is a predicted model, not a curated record. The transcript has a single exon.
AUGAAUACUUCACUAUUUUCAAUUCUUCUUUUGAAUUUACUUAUUUCAUUUUUAUUGAUAUUAAUUUCAUUUUAUUCUCUCUUGUUCUCUUCUCUAUUUAUUCAUAAUUCAUUGUAUUUAUUUUAUAUUUUAAAUUAUCACAUCUCCAGAUAUAUUCUCCUAUUAAUUCAUACUUUUCCAUUUAUAUAUUCUUAUUUACAAUACAAUUUAAUAAUAUAUGUUCAAUUGACGAUAUUUUAUUAUUAUAAAUACUAUUUUAAAUUAUUAUUUCCUGUAAUCAAUGCUUUCUUAAUUCAUAUAAAUGUACCAUUUUCUUACAUUAAUUUUAAUUAUUUAUAUUAA